Messenger RNA from Melospiza melodia melodia, 2396 nucleotides. RefSeq names its product midnolin (gene MIDN). NCBI's taxonomy places the organism in Eukaryota, Metazoa, Chordata, Aves, Passeriformes, Passerellidae. Gene Ontology annotation, cellular component: nucleus. The transcript has 7 exons. The coding region runs from base 459 to 1916 and encodes 485 amino acids. The record is from RefSeq and is a predicted model, not a curated record. Gene Ontology annotation, molecular function: protein binding.
GAGCGAGGCGGCCUCCCCGCCCCUCGCCGCGGCCUCGGGCCUCACCCCGCCCCCAGACACCCCGCACCGUGAGCACACAGCGGCGGCGAGCAGAAAGAAAGGAGGCGGCAGGCAGGAGCAGGCAGCGCCGCUUUCCACCACCCCCCCUUCCCACGGCAGCCACCGGAGCGGGGCGAGAACGGGAGAUUUUAUAUUUUUUUUUAUUUUUAUAUAUAUAUAUAUAUAUAUUAUUUUCUCCGCCUGGGCUGUGGAGGGCACGGCCGGUGCAGCCCUGCUUGGGGACCCCCCUCCUAUAGCCGCCCGCCGCCUCCUCCCGGCCCCCGCCCGAGGCCUCAGCGCGUAGCCGGAGCUCCCGUAGGUCCCGCCGGGCGUGCGGCGGAGCGGGCCCGGCUCCCUCCUUUGUCCGAUCCCCCCGCCGCCCCCCGACACCGACCGCCGCUGCCCCCGCAGGUCGGCGGAUGGACCCGCAGCCCGGCGCCAGGAGCUGCAGCCGCGGGGCUCCCGCCUGCGAGGUGGGGCCACCCGAGCCCCCCAUGAACCUCUACAUCCACACCACCACCGGCACCCGCUAUGAGCUCUCGGUGCCCGCCGAGGAGACGGUGGAGGGGCUGAAGCGGCGGCUGUCCCAGCGCCUCAAGGUGCCCAAGGAGCGUCUGGCGCUGCUGCACAAAGAGAGCCGCCUCAGCUCUGGCAAGCUGCAGGACCUGGGGGUCGUGGAAGGCAGCAAGCUGACACUGGUGCCCACCGUGGAGGCCGGCUUGAUGUCCCAGGCGUCCAGGCCAGAACAGUCGGUGAUGCAAGCUCUGGAAAGCUUAACUGAAACUCAGGUCAACGACUUCUUGUCGGGCCGGUCCCCGCUGACCCUGGCGCUGCGUGUGGGUGACCACAUGAUGUUCGUGCAGCUGCAGCUGGCGGCCCAGCAGAGCACGGGGCAGCUCCAGCACCGACACCUCAUCGCCAGCCGGGGCGAGGCGGGCGCCGGCGCCAGCCCCCACUGCCGGACGCUGCACGGUGCCGGCGGCUCCGGCUUCGCCCGCAUCCCCGUGGUGCCCUCGUGCCAGCAGAGCCCGGCCCCCAGCCCCACGCCCGCCCCGCCAGCCCCUCCCGUGUACUGUAACGCCCCUCACGCCGCUCCCGUCACCGCCGGCAUGUUCCGGUCGCACGGGGCCAGCGCGCAGACGGUGAACAGCAGCGUGAUCUCCUCCUGCUCAGAGGUGGACUGUGGCUCCCGCAGCAGCAGCUCCCCGGGCAGCAGCCCGGCCCCCUCGGCCCGGUCGCGCAAGCCCGGGGCGGUCAUCGAGAGCUUUGUCAACCACGCUCCUGGGGUCUUCUCAGGGACCUUCUCCGGCACUUUGCACCCCAACUGCCAGGACAGCAGCGGGCGGCCGCGGCGGGACAUCGGCACCAUCCUGCAGAUCCUCAACGACCUCCUCAGCGCCACGAGACACUACCAGGGCAUGCCCCAGUCCCUGACACAGCUCCGCUGCCAGACGCAGUUCUCCUCCUCCUCCUCCUCUUCCUCCUCCUCGCCGCCUGCCUCUCCAGACCUCGCCAGCAAAACUACCUCAGAGCCGCUGCCGGCGGCCGCCGCCCCCACCCUGCACCCCGUCGUCCAGUGCCAAAGCCAGAUCCGGAUGUGCAAGCCCAGUGGGGACCGGCUGCGGCAGACGGAGAACCGUGCCACGCGCUGCAAGGUGGAGCGGCUGCAGCUGCUGCUGCAGCAGAAGCGGCUGCGGCGGAAGGCGCGGCGGGACGCCCGGGCUCCGUACCACUGGGUGCCCAACCGCAAGGCCGGCCGCACCAACAGCAACAGCAGCGUCUCCAGCAGCGAGGGCAGCCUGGACCUGGACUUCGAGGACUCGGUCUGGAAGCCGGAGGUCAAGGCCGAGAUGAAAUCCGAGUUUGUCGUAGCAUAGAGGAGAGCCAGGGCCCCGGGGGACUGUGCCGGGGGGUCCCGCUGGCUGGCCCCGCUCUGGGGAGGCAGCGCCGGCGUCGCGGGCUGGGGCUCCUCCAGAUUUGCUGCCAGCGGACGCGUUGGGCCGACCCGCGUGUUAGGGGGAGCCCCCCCAUCCGUCCCCCUGCUCGUUUGGGUUUGGGGAGAUGGGGACGAGCAGCAGGAGCCGCCCCCUCCUUGCAGCCUCCCCAGCCGGGGUGUAUGGAAGCUGCUGCUUUGCUGUGAAAGGGGCACAGCCGGGUGGGCUCCGGCCCCACCUCGUGCCACCCCAGCCCGGCGCAGGCAGGAGGAGAUGAAGUCUCUCUCGGAGGUGCUGGAGCCCCCCCCCGAUUUGGGGGCCGUUUGUUUUCCUUCCCUUCUAUAUGUAGCAUUGCUCGGCUGCGGGGCUGGGCCCCCCCACAAAAGGGGGGACGUGUGUGCCUGGGCCCCACCGCCGCAGCCU